This is a messenger RNA of Colossoma macropomum (tambaqui), 1851 nucleotides long. RefSeq names its product myc associated factor X (gene max). The transcript has 5 exons. Gene Ontology annotation, biological process: positive regulation of transcription by RNA polymerase II. Lineage: Eukaryota; Metazoa; Chordata; Actinopteri; Characiformes; Serrasalmidae. The record is from RefSeq and is a predicted model, not a curated record. Gene Ontology annotation, molecular function: DNA-binding transcription factor activity; protein dimerization activity. Bases 150 to 647 code for a protein of 165 amino acids. Gene Ontology annotation, cellular component: RNA polymerase II transcription regulator complex.
UUAAUGGUCCGCGUGUAGGCGAGUCACGCGCGGCGGAGUUUCGGCCGUUGGUCUUCGCUGCGUUUCUCUCGCUGUUGGUGACGGUUUGAUCCGUUUCAUGUCGUUUUCUAAAGCCAAACUUCUCUUAGAUUAACACACUUCACCGAAGAAUGAGCGACAACGAUGACAUCGAGGUCGAUAGUGACGAAGAAUCACCAAGAUUUCACUCUGUGGCAGACAAACGGGCACACCACAAUGCGCUGGAACGCAAACGUAGGGACCACAUCAAAGACAGCUUUCACAGCCUUCGGGAUUCCGUGCCUACUUUGCAAGGGGAAAAGCAAUCUAUCAAACAGGCUUCUCGAGCUCAAAUCCUAGACAAAGCCACAGAGUACAUCCAGUACAUGCGACGGAAAAACCACACACACCAGCAGGACAUUGACGACCUGAAGAGGCAGAACGCUCUGCUGGAGCAGCAAGUUCGUGCACUGGAGAAGGUCAAGGGGACCACGCAGCUACAGGCCAACUACUCAUCGUCAGACAGCAGCCUGUACACCAACCCCAAGGGCAGCGCAGUGUCAGCCUUUGACGGAGGCUCUGACUCCAGCUCAGAGUCUGAUCCGGAGGAACCGCCCACUCGGAAGAAGCUUCGUGUGGAGGCCAGCUAAGACCACUUCCUCCUCAGGCUCUUCCAGGAUCUCCUAGUUUGGAGGGUCACUGCAGUGCCCUGUGCAGUGAUUUUAACCUUCCUCCACCUCCUCUGCUCCCUUCUCCUCCUCAGUGUGCACCAACCAGAGCCUCCACAACCUCCAGUUUCAUGUCUGCAGAACCUUCUCCGAUGCUGGGCCAGGCCAAAGGAGAGAUGCCUACUAGAGUAGGAGGACUCAUAUCAGAAAGGCAGCACAAAGCUCAUGUCUUUCUCUACCUAGUCCUCUCUCCUUCCUCAACUCUCUCUGCCUGUCUUAUAUCCUGGCACCCACAUCUUGGCAGCAACAAAGAACGACCCAAAACCAAAAUGAGGCAGCUUUGUUAUAUAAGGACUCAGUGCUUUUUCUGUACCCUUGUCUGUACCCCCUUCAGUAGGAACCUAAAGGGGCUCAUGAGGCAUACAGCUCUAAGCACUGCUAAAAAUGUUUUUUUUGUUAUCCUCUUAUUGUUGAAUAUGUUAAAGAACCUGUUUAGUACUUGUAUGCACCCUAGAAUAAUUGUUCCAAAGGAGUGGCUAACCUUUCUAAAUGUUUGUACUUUUCCAUAAAUGAAUGUGAACCUACAUCAAAGCAGUUAAUAUGAAUUAAUAUUAAGUAGCCCCUCCACAAUGGAAUCAAAUAGCUGACAAGUUUGGUUUAAACAUGUUUUGAGAAAAUCCCCAGACGUGUGGUGUUCUUUUAGCUUGAUCUAGAGGAGUUUAGCUGGCUGAAAAAAAAAGGUUUUUAUAAAGGAAUGCAUUCAUUUUGCAUUUGUCAUACCAUUGCAAAAAUGAUGUACUGCAGUUUGUAUGUUUCUUGCAAUUUUUGGGAAUAUAUAAAGUUGGUCAAUGUUGUUUUUCCCCUAUAAUGACACAUUUAUAGAAUGUCAACAAAUAAGCUUCUUUUACAGUGUGAUUAAAAAACUUGUAAAUCCCAGGGUCAUAUUUAAGUGCUAAUUAAAAUUUAACUUAAGUCCUACCCCGUCCUCCAAAUUUUGCGCGUCUAGGAGAUGUAAGUAUAUUGUUUAUCACAGAUUUUCCUCUUAGUACAUAGUACAUACUAAAUAGGUCUUUGAUUCCAUUCCAUGGAACUUACCGGUAUGUCGUACAUACUGCCAACAAUUGUCUUGCAAGUUGAGGCCUACCUUUACUAUGAGACUAUAAAUAAAACUAUUUUAUCCUUUACA